Messenger RNA from Nerophis lumbriciformis (worm pipefish), 933 nucleotides. The record is from RefSeq and is a predicted model, not a curated record. NCBI's taxonomy places the organism in Eukaryota, Metazoa, Chordata, Actinopteri, Syngnathiformes, Syngnathidae.
AUGGCCAGUGGGAAAAAGAGUGCACUUCUGUCCUCUUUGGCGGACUAUGGAGACGAUUCAGAGCCGGACGACUCUGAUCCCGAACCAGAAGAGACAGAGGAACAGGGAGGAACAGCGGGGAUUGUGUUCAGCUACGGCGAGGAAGAGCUCAAUCGGACCGAGAAUGUUGUUGUUGACAAGGAGUCUGAAAAUGAAGACAGUAGAGAGAGCAACUCGGAAGUGACGAAUGACGAAACUGACGAGGGAAGGGACGCAGAUGAUGUUGAGGUAUCAGAAGUAGAAACAAAGGACCCGAAUGAGCUUGUUGCUCUGUUCUCAGAGAAGGUGAGAAACAUGUCCCCUGAUGACAUCAGAAUUCCACCCGAGCCCCCGGGACGCUGCUCAAGCCAAUUACAGGAGAAGAUCCACAAGCUGUAUGAAAGGAAGCUCCAUGGAGAUUUUGACACAAACAGCCACAUUCAGAAGAAAAAAGAAUUCAGAAACCCGAGUAUAUACGAGAAGCUCAUCCAGUUCUGCAGUAUUGACGAAUUGGGCACAAACUACCCAAAAGAUAUGUUUGAUCCACACGGCUGGUCAGAGGACUCUUACUACGAAGCUCUAGCUAAAGCACAGAAAAUCGAGAUGGACAAGCUGGAAAAAGCCAAAAAGGAGCGCACUAAGAUUGAGUUUGUCACAGGUACGAAGAAGGGUUCUAACCCAUCCAACUCUUCGUCUUCAACCACAAACAGCAGCAACACGACCACCACGGCCACAGAUUCUCAAAAGAGGAAGAGCAAAUGGGACUCGGCCAUCCCGGUGACCCUGGCCCAGCCCACGCUUAUCACCACCAGCGCCACCUUACCGGCCGUGGUGUCCGUCACGACCACGGCCAGCGGCACCAAGACCACGGUCAUCUCCGCGGUGGGCACCAUCGUCAAGAAAGCCAAACAGUAG